Molecule: messenger RNA, 1587 nt
Organism: Dracunculus medinensis (Guinea worm)
Lineage: Eukaryota; Metazoa; Nematoda; Chromadorea; Rhabditida; Dracunculidae
Source: the annotation of a GenBank genome assembly
AUGAAGCGAAGAAUUUCACCAUCAUUGAACGAUAAGCGAACACGUAAAAUGUUAUCACUAAAAAUGAAAUUAGACGUGAUUCGACGCUGUGAACGUGGCGAACGACCUGUUGAUAUUGCGCGUUCAUUGAACUUAACUGAGUCGACAUUGCGCACAAUACGUUUAAAUGCGGAAAAAAUUAAGGCAAGUUGUAAAAAUUUAACACCAGAAAGUGUUACACAAUUGAGUCGAAGUCGUUCAACUUUAAUGGAACGCAUGGAACAUCAAUUAAUUGAAUGGAUUGAAGCAUGUAAUCAGCGUGAUGUGCCUUUGAAUAUCAUAGCUGUCCAAGAAAAGGCCAAGUGUCUCUACGAAAAAUUAAAACUGGAACAUGGUGAGACAAGUGCAAAGCCGUUUAUCGCUAGUCAUGGUUGGUUUGAUCGCUUCAAAAAUCGUAAUAACCUUGUUAAUUUGAAACUUUAUGAUGAUAGUGCAAGAAUUACAAGAAUUGCGUUGAACUCAAAUCCUACAGCCAAAAAUCUUAUUGAUUUAAAGCCUAGCGGCGAUACGAUAAAAAUUACAACAGUUGCGACAAAUUCAAAUAGUAUAGCCAACACAAAUUCGCCAUCAUUUCAGAAUAAUGAUAAUGGUAAGUCGGUUGAAAGAAAUAAUGAUAUACCGAAAUUCCUAAAAUUCAUGACUGAUAUGGUUGAAGACAGAGAUGAAUCAGAUAGCGAUAUGUUAUCAACGAGAAUGACUGUAAUUAAUGAACCAGUAGUUGCUGCUGAACCACGCGGAAUAAUCGAUGAUAAUCAAAUUGGUGGAGGUGGUGAAAUAAGAAUAGAUGAUGGAGAAAAUUCGUAUGUAAGUGCUACGGAAAAUAUUUUAUCAAUUGAACGAAUUUCGGCAGCAUUUGGUUUAAUCGAGAAGGCGUUAGAAAUUUUCGAUCGGGAUGAUCCAGAUAAAGCGCGAAGUUCGAGAGUUGCACGUUCGAUUGAUGCUAGUCUUUCCGACUAUAAGCAGAUAUAUGAUGAAAAAUUGGCUGCAUUAACCAGGUUAUCAGUGGAUAGAUUCAUACGAGACGCUAAGCCGACAUCUUCAACAGCUUUAAUGCAUAAUAAAUCUGAUUCAUCCGAAAUUUCUGCGAUUCAGAAAAUCAAUGAAAAACAAUUUAGUUCUUCUAAAUUAUCGAACCCACUGUCAAUUAAUGGACAUAAAGGACACACUAAUAUAAAUAAUAGAUCAGGACAUGAUUUUAUUCAACAGAAUAGUUCUCUAGUUCAUGAAUCGAUUGAUUCGAAUAAUUUCAGAUAUUUUCCUUUAUCUGGAUUAGCUGUGGAAAAUUGUCUUCUUUCAACGGCAACGGUUGGUGUUGGAUUUUUUCUCUAUUUUCGUCCACAUAUCUUCAAGUUAAAUCCAUGGCGUCGUGUUGAACACAGUGCUUUUCUCUCAAUUAUCUGGAAUGGCGCUCAUAAAACUAUAAUUGCAUCAUUACUUAGUUAUUUACUUCUUUCUCGAGGAUUUGCUUAUACCAAAUUACUUGAUUCGCGAUUUAAAUCAAAAUCAAAAUCUGAACGAAAACGAAAUGCUGAUAAAGUUCAAGUAUAA